CUUUCCGGCGCCAUGCUAGCUGAGGGUUCUUCACUGAGGCUGAGGGAGGUUGCUGAGGGCGCCGUUGCCCGGAGCACGGAGGACGACAGAGGAGAGCUCGGCAGCUGCACCACGGACUGCCAGGAAACUUCAGGAAGUCCUAACUGAGCCGAGAAGACCCUGUUGUAUAGUAGGUGGCACUUUGAGUGUGGCCUUAAUACAGAGAAGUCCAAAGAAGAAGCAGUGUUGAUCUCCUGCCUGCCUUCACUUCUUGCUAGUGAGUGCAUCUGUCCCAUUGCUGCUGCUGCUACUGCUGCCGCCACUGCCACCAUCCUUCACUGACAUUGGAACCCAGCUUUUUGUACUUUCUGGUGUGGGCUGAAGACCAGAAGCUGUCCAGGUGUGCUCUGGGCCUGAGGCGCCAGAUUGAAGCUCUUGAGGCUUCUAGUCUUUGUGGAUGGAGCCUCUCUGUCAUGGAGACUGCCAUUAUUGGACUCUCCAGGCCAGAUCAGGACCUGGUGAGCUUUGAGGAUCUGGCUGUGCACUUCACCCAGGAAGAGUGGGAUUUGCUGGAUCCUUCCCAGAAGAGUCUCUAUGGAGAUGUGAUGCUGGAGACCUGCAGGAACUUCACUGCCAUCGGAUAUGAAUGGGAAGACCAGAAAAUUGAAGAACAUAAUGAAGAUCCUGAAAUAAAUCUAAGGCACGUCAUAUCUCACUCUGAAUAUACACAGUAUGUACAUGAAGACUAUGAACAGAAGCCACAGGACUCCAAUUUUCUUACAAGUAUUGAAGGAUACACGGAAACUCAGACUUCGAGUGGGCCUUCUGAGUGUGAGGUGUGUUUAAAAUCCUAUGGACUGUAUCAUCUAACUUAUAAUGGACAUCACAACUAUGACUACAAGGAGUGUGAAGGAAGUCAGACUGUUCGGAAAUGUUAUGAAUGUAACCAGUGUGGUAAAACCUUGAGUUCUUUCAAUUCUCUUCAAAGACAUCAGAAAAUUCAUAUUGAAGAAAGACCAUAUAAGUGUCAGCAGUGUAGUAAGGCCUUUAGAUGUCUCACUGCCCUUCAGUCACAUGAAAGAAUUCACACUGGAGAAAAACCUUACGAAUGUAAACACUGUGGUACAGCCUUUAGCAGACUUACUCACCUGCGAUUACAUGAAAAAGUUCAUACUGGAGAAAAACACUAUGAAUGUAAACAGUGUGAUAUAGUUUUCAAGUCUCAGAGUUCCUAUCAUAGACAUAAAAUAAUGCAUGGAGAAACAUUUUAUAAUUGUAAAGAGUGUGGUAAGUCCUUCAUUUACCCCUCUUUACUUCAAAUGCAUGAAAGAACGCACACAGGUGAAAAGCCCUUUGAGUGUAAGCUGUGUGGGAAAGCUUUUAGAUAUCAUUCUUCCAUACGGUUACAUGAAAGAACUCAUACGGGAGAAAAACCUUAUGAAUGUAAACAUUGUGGUAAAGCAUUUACACGUCAGAGUUACCUUCAGUUUCAUGAAAGAAGCCACACUGGAGAGAAACCCUAUGAAUGUAAAGAAUGUGGUAAAGCUUUUAGGCAUCACUCUUACCUCCGAUUACAUGAAAGAAGACAUACUGGAGAGAAACCGUACGAGUGUGUGCAGUGUGGCAGAUCCUUCAGCCGGCAGAGUUCCUUUAAGAGGCAUCAGUCCGUCCAUGCUGUGGAAAACCCCUAUAAAUGUCAACAAUACCUACUUCCUUUAUCCCUGUUUCCUUCAAAUGAAUGAAAGAACUAAAACUAGCACUAAACCUUCUGCAUGUGAACAAUGUGAUAAAAUGCUUAUCCUAAUUCACAUAAAAGACAUGUAAGAACUCAAAAUAGUGAUGAGCUCUUAAAAAAUGUAGUAUAGCCUUUGGGAUCACAGGACUAUAGUGCCCAUGAUAGUGUACCCUACGGGGUCACAGGGAUUAUAGAGCCCACCAUAGUGUACCCUACAGGUCACAGGGACUAUAGAGCCCACCAUAGUGUACCCUACAGGUCACAGGGACUAUAUUGCCCAUGAUAGUGUACCCUACAGGUCACAGGGACUAUAGAGCCCACCAUAGUGUACCCUACAGGGUCACAGGGACUAUAUUGCCCAUGAUAGUGUACCCUACAGGUCACAGGGACUAUAGAGCCCACCAUAGUGUACCCUACAGGUCACAGGGACUAUAGAGCCCACCAUAGUGUACCCUACAGGUCACAGGGACUAUAGAGCCCACCAUAGUGUACCCUACAGGUCACAGGGACUAUAGAGCCCACCAUAGUGUACCCUACAGGUCACAGGGACUAUAUUGCCCAUGAUAGUGUACCCUACAGGUCACAGGGACUAUAUUGCCCAUGAUAGUGUACCCUACAGGUCACAGGGACUAUAGAGCCCACCAUAGUGUACCCUACAGGUCACAGGGACUAUAGAGCCCACCAUAGUGUACCCUACAGGCCCCACCACCUUGAAGCAGUUACCAAAGAUGACAGCUUCAGCCUCCCAUCAGUUUGAUUCUCUCCAGAUGAUGUGUCUCAGGGAGGAGUAGUGCAGGAAGAAGGCCACAAAGGAAUGACUGUGAAGCACAGUGACUUAGCUCCAGAGCCUAACCAAGAAAUGCCAGCACUUGGACUUGGGGGACCAUCUUGAGGUUACAGAAACUCUUCCAGAAAACAUAGGAAAUCAUUCCCUAUAAUUACUAGAAGGUAGGUCUGCCCUUUUAAUAAACUGCAUUUUUAGUGAAAACCUAUGGAUUCAGAGUUCUUAAGCAGCCUGCUUGAGUCCACUCCUGUCCUGUGGAUGUAUUCUGUCCUGUCACUCUCAAGUUCAAUAAAUCUCUACAGACUCUCAAUGUUACUUCUGUGUGUCUUUCUCACUUCUUCUGAAAUAACCUGUGUAUCACAUCUUGGACACCUCCCCACCCCCUGGCAGAACAGAAGUGUGUUUGUAGUUAAUUUGAGGGCUUUUAAACAUAUUCAUCAUUUACUGUUUGAGAAUUUUGUACAUGCAUACAAUGUGUUUUGAUUAAAUCCUGUCUCCACUCUUAUCAUCUCUAAUAUCUCCCACGUGCCCCCCCCCCCUUUUCUGUUUUAACCCUGGCCUAGGACUCACUGUGUAGGAAGUUUGACUUUGGAUUUAACAGAGAUCCACUUGCUCUUGCCUCCCUAGUAUUGAGAUUAAA
Molecule: messenger RNA, 3138 nt
Organism: Microtus oregoni (creeping vole)
Lineage: Eukaryota; Metazoa; Chordata; Mammalia; Rodentia; Cricetidae
Product: zinc finger protein 709-like
Exons: 5
Coding region: 453-1721 (422 amino acids)
Biological process (GO): negative regulation of transcription by RNA polymerase II
Molecular function (GO): DNA-binding transcription repressor activity, RNA polymerase II-specific
Source: RefSeq, a predicted model, not a curated record